Messenger RNA from Eremothecium gossypii ATCC 10895, 318 nucleotides. RefSeq names its product SAGA histone acetyltransferase complex subunit SGF11 (gene SGF11). The transcript has a single exon. Bases 1 to 318 code for a protein of 105 amino acids. NCBI's taxonomy places the organism in Eukaryota, Fungi, Ascomycota, Saccharomycetes, Saccharomycetales, Saccharomycetaceae. The record is from RefSeq and is marked provisional.
AUGACCCUUGGCCGCGACGCCAUGACACCGCUCACCAUACUGUCGGUCUCCGAGACCAUCUACCACAACCUGCUUACGUCCAUGGUGCAGGACAUCGUGUCGCGCACCACCAGUCGGCAGCAGCUGCAGGACGCCCGCUACCCCGGGCUCGCGCCGCUGCACCACGACCAGCGCGGCGCGCUGGACGUCUACGGGAGGCCCAAGCCGCAGGAGGCCUCGGUCUACUUCCGCUGCCCCAAUUGCAGCAGGGAUCUCUCGGCCAACCGCUUUGCUGCGCACUUGGAGCGCUGCAUGAGCAGAGGAGCUCGCCGGGGCUAG